GGGGCCAAGGCGAUGGGCAGGGUUAUCGGUUUUCAGUUAACAGCCUGUAUACAUAUAUAGACACAUUUGUAUCCGCAUGUGAUACAUACUUACGCAUGCAUAUGUAUCUUUUUAAGAUUUGCAAACCGCUUUAAAAUGUCCUGAACCUUCCGUCUCCGGAAGGUCUGCCCAUUUUAUCAUGCAGAGGCCGGGACCUGCCCAGGAUUACAGAGCUAGGAAGCCUCCGAGGCUGGAUUUGAACUCAGAUCUUCGAGUUCGUUGGGAUCUGGGGCUCUGCCCACUUAGCUCCCGGCUGAAGCCAUGACGCAUUCGUUUUGCAGAUGAGAAAACAGACCUGUGGCCGGGCACAAAACCCCAGGGACAUGCCCAGGGCCAGCCCCGGGUCCGGCCACUGAAUUCCAGGGGCUUCCUUCCUGGGCCUCUGACACCUGUCCCCUCCCGGGGCCAUGGCCGAGGUCCAUGUCAUUGGUCAGAUCGUUGGGGCAACGGGUUUUUCUGAAGACAGCCUCUUCUGCAAGUGGGGUAUCCACACAGGUGGAGCAUGGAAGCUGUUGUCAGGUGUUCGAGAGGGCCAGACCCAGGUGGACACUCCUCAGUUGGGCAGCAUGGCCUACUGGUCUCACCCAAUUGACCUGCACUUUGCCACCAAAGGCCUUCAGGGCUGGCCCCGGCUCCACCUGCAAGUGUGGUCUCAGGACAGCUUUGGCCGGUGCCAGCUGUCCGGCUACGGCUUUUCCCAUGUGCCCAGCAGCCCCGGGAUCCACAGCCUCCACUGUGUGACAUGGCGCCCCUUGGGCGGCUGGCGAGAGCAGCUGGCCAGGGCCUUCGUGGGUGGUGGGCCCCAGCUGCUGCACAGCGACGUGGUCUACACCGGCGCCGACCGCUACCGGCUCCACACGGCCGCGGGGGGCACCGUGCACCUGGAGCUGGCCGUGAUCCUGAGAAACUUUUCCCGCUACGGGGUGGAGUGCUGAGCACCUGGGCGGGCUCCCAAGCCCCGUCUCAUUUCCUCCUGUCCCCUUCUCUGUCCAUCCCGGACUGCUGCCCUCAGCGGUCAAUCCGCACACUUCCUGAGCUCUCUCUGGGGGCCGGGUGCUGGGAUGAGGAAGGCCCCGGGAAUUGCCAAGAAACUAAGAGGCUUUCCAGGGGCGUCCGUGUGAAUGGGGGCGACCUUGCGAAGGAAAUGCACAAAUUGUACAUCCAGGAGUCCUACAGAGAGCAGACAUCGCCGUCCCCUCAUCAUGUUAAAGGGAAACGGCCUCAGCCCCGAGUCCGGUCCCUUGGGGGGUGUCCAGGGACAGCACCUUGAGUGAUUGAACCCCAAUGCCUGAGUUAAAAGGAGCCUUAUUCACUCUC
Messenger RNA from Sarcophilus harrisii (Tasmanian devil), 1356 nucleotides. RefSeq names its product B9 domain containing 2 (gene B9D2). Gene Ontology annotation, cellular component: MKS complex. Gene Ontology annotation, biological process: cilium assembly. The record is from RefSeq and is a predicted model, not a curated record. Bases 447 to 974 code for a protein of 175 amino acids. The transcript is spliced from 3 exons. Lineage: Eukaryota; Metazoa; Chordata; Mammalia; Dasyuromorphia; Dasyuridae.